Molecule: messenger RNA, 756 nt
Organism: Rhizophagus irregularis DAOM 181602=DAOM 197198
Lineage: Eukaryota; Fungi; Glomeromycota; Glomeromycetes; Glomerales; Glomeraceae
Source: RefSeq, a predicted model, not a curated record
CUCUAUUUUUUUCCCGAACAAAAUGUGAAAGGAGGUCUAGUUACAACACAGGACCAACUCCAAAAGUAAAUAGUUACGGUAAAAGCAUAUGUUAUGAAAGGCUGAGGAAUUUGGAAUUUCGAGAUCUACAAGAACUAACUACUUUUGCGUCUCUCCGGUAGAUCUCCAUGUGAAAAGGUAUGAAGAUUCCAUUUGCAUGUGCCUUCAAAGAACUCUUGGCAUCAUACGACAAUACUAAUCACUAUUCUUAUCUCCUUAACUUCGGCUUGGCGCUCUUUUUCCCAGCAAGAUAUAAAGCAUGUAGAGAAAACGAAAAUAUGGCCAAUAUUACUCUCAACUGCCUUAUAAUUCCCACCGGUCGCUUCACUGGAAUUCCAAACAAUAAUGUCACUCUAAUAGUUACAAUCCCUCUUGGAAAUGCGGUCAGAAACCUCCACACUCAGAUUCAGCAACUGCUACCACAGCCAUUCAGAAACGUUCCAUUUUAUCUUCGCGCAUAUCGCCUUGGACCUGUAAAAUACGUUGCUAUGCGAGAAGGGAGCUUGAUUUCUGAUUUUUUCGAUGAGAAUCUCACUGCGGACGUUUGCCAUAUUCUUGUAGAGGAGGAUGUAUAUGGUUAUUAUAACUAGUAUGCGAUAUAGUCGCAAUUUUUAUGUAUUGUAGGCCGGGUUCCGGCAACGUUUUAUUUCAUAAAUAAAGUAUUAUUUUAUCGAACGUAUAUGAGAAACGGGUCACGUGUGAUGAUGCAAUGCCUGU